UUCUCUCUAUAGUCUCUUUCUCUCUAUUUCAGUCCAUCCAUUACGUGGAAGUUCAAUUGACAUUUAUCCAAAUACUCGAUGGCAACAAAAUGGUAUCACUGUAGCUGGAGGAAAUCGACAAGGCAAUGAAAUCAAUCAACUCUCAAACCCAUCGGGUUUGUAUGUUGAUGAUGAUCAAACAAUCUAUGUUUCUGAUCAAUCAAAUCAUCGUAUUGUGGAAUGGAAACGAGGUGCAACAAGUGGCCAAGUGGUUGCCGGUGAAAAUGGACAAGGAAGUGGAGAUCAUCAAUUGAAUAGCCCAUAUGAUGUGAUUAUCGACAAAGAGAGAGAUAGUCUCAUCAUAUGCGAUUAUUCGAAUAGAAGAGUGGUUCGAGGGCCUCGUCGAAAUGGGACAAGUGGAGAAACAAUCAUCUCCAACAUCUAUUGUGUGGGUUUGACAAUGGACGAGAAUGGAUCUCUCUAUGUCACUGACUAUGGAAAAGAUGAAGUGAGACGAUAUCGAAGAGGAGAAUCUCAAGGAACAGUGGUUGCAGGUGGCAAUGGAAGUGGAAAUCGUCUCGAUCAACUCUCUUCCCCAACAUACGUAUUCGUCGAUCGAGAUCAUUCAGUGUACGUAUCUGAUGAGAGAAAUCAUCGUGUGAUGAAAUGGAUGGAAGGUGCAAAACAAGGCAUUGUCGUGGCUGGUGGUCAAGAAGAAGGAAAUGAUCUUACACAAUUGUCAUAUCCUGGAGGAGUCGUUGUCGAUCAAUUGGGCACUGUCUAUGUGGCUGAUGCAGGGAAUAAUCGAAUCAUGCGUUGGCCUAAAGGAGCCACACAAGGAAGUGUCAUUGUUGGUGGAAACGGUAGUGGAGAACAAUCGAAUCAACUCAAUUGGCCCUUCGGUUUGUCAUUCGAUCGACACGGGAAUCUCUAUGUCGUCGAUUGGAGAAAUCAUCGAGUACAAAAAUUCGAUAUGGAUUCAAAUGCAUAGCAGCUUGUCAGGUGUAUGUGCUUAUGUAUAGAUGUGAUAGUAACCAAGAACAUUGCGGAUAUCCGCAUCAACAGCUACACCCGCAGAUCCAAAACCCAUCCGCACAAGUUCUCGUCUGAAAUGAAAUAGUCCGAUAGUGCCAAGUUUAAGAAUUUUAUGAUAUCAUCUUAUUUUCAUCCCUUCUAGGAAAGGAAGGAAUUCUAUAGUCGGAGCAUUGCAGUUCAUGAACUACUCUCUAAAAAAAAAAGGAGUUUUGCAGAACCUUUUUCUGGGUUCUGCUAGUGGGUACUCCACAGAACC
This is a messenger RNA of Rotaria sp. Silwood1, 1270 nucleotides long. The record is from the annotation of a GenBank genome assembly. Lineage: Eukaryota; Metazoa; Rotifera; Eurotatoria; Philodinida; Philodinidae.